This is a messenger RNA of Helianthus annuus (common sunflower), 903 nucleotides long. Its product is annotated as pentatricopeptide repeat-containing protein At2g33760. Lineage: Eukaryota; Viridiplantae; Streptophyta; Magnoliopsida; Asterales; Asteraceae. The record is from RefSeq and is a predicted model, not a curated record. The transcript is spliced from 2 exons. Bases 1 to 903 code for a protein of 300 amino acids. Gene Ontology annotation, biological process: RNA modification. Gene Ontology annotation, molecular function: protein binding; RNA binding.
AUGAACCGCAGCUCCAUUAAACCCAACAAUUACACGUUCCCAAUUGUUCUCAAAGCCAUUUCUGACCUUGAAGAUCCCGAAUGGGGUAAAGUGGUUCAUACCCAUGUCGUGAAAUCGGGUCAUGUUAAUGAUAUUUACGUUGGAAAUUCGUUGAUGAGUGCGUAUGCUUCGUGUGGGGAAAUGGGGUUUUGUCGCCAGGUGUUCGAUGAAAUGUCUGAAAGAGAUGUUGUAUCUUGGACGGUUAUGAUUACCGGGUAUAGACAACGUGGGAAGUUUAGUGAUGCAUUGUUGACAUUUGAACAGAUGCAGUAUGCGGGUGUGGUGCCGAAUCAGGUGACCGUGGUUAAUGCUUUAGCCGCGUGUGCGAAUUGUGGCGCUAUCGACAUGGGUGUUUGGAUACAUGAGUUUAUAAAGAAAAACUCCUGGCAACUUGACGUCAUCAUGGGUACUUCGUUAGUCGAUAUGUAUGGAAAAUGCGGUAGUAUUCAAGACGCGUUAUCGGUGUUUCUUAGCAUGAAAGAGAAGAAUGGGUUCACAUGGAAUUCAUUAAUCAAGGGGUUAGCAAUGGCACACGUUGAAGAAGCUUUAUGGUGGUUUUCAAAAAUGGAGCACGAAAAGGGUAUCAAGCCCGAUGACGUGACUUUAGUUGUGGUGUUAAAUGCUUGUGCUUGUUCUGGAUUAGUACAAAAAGGCAGAGAAAUAUUUACUUCAUUAAUCAAUGGCAAAUACGGGUUUCUUCCGAACGCCAAACACUAUGCUUGUUUGGUUGAUCUUUUAGCGCGUUCGGGGAGUUUAAACGAGGCCAUGGAAGUUAUUAAAGACAUGCCUUUUGAACCUAGCAAAAGUAAAUUUUAUUUUUCUGAAUUUUGCCACAUUUUCGAAAGUUUUGAAAAUGGCAGUUAA